AUGUCUGGAGCAGCUGAUCGCGAGGCCGUGUUCCCUACCCGGCAGUCGCUGGGUAUCAUGAAGGCGAAGCUCAAGGGAGCUGAAACGGGGCACAGCUUGUUGAAGAGGAAGAGCGAGGCUCUCACAAAGCGAUUCAGAGAGAUCACGAGGCGCAUCGACGAGGCAAAGCGCAAGAUGGGCCGGGUUAUGCAGAUCGCGGCCUUCUCCUUGGCCGAGGUGACUUAUGCCGUGGGUGGAGAUAUUGGAUAUCAAGUGCAAGAGUCGGCGCGCUCUGCUCGCUUCCGCAUCCGUGCGAAGCAAGAGAACGUCUCCGGUGUGCUUCUGCCGGCGUUUGAGAGCUACCUGACCGAGGGCAACAACGACUUUGCCAUGACCGGAUUGGGCAAGGGUGGACAGCAAGUGCAGAGAUGCAGGGAGACGUAUGCUAGAGCCGUGGAAGCACUGGUAGAGCUUGCCAGUCUGCAGACUGCCUUUGUCAUUCUGGACGAGGUGAUCAAGGUUGUCAACCGAAGAGUGAACGCCAUCGAGCACGUCAUUAUCCCUCGCACAGAGAAUACCAUCAAAUAUAUUAACUCAGAGCUGGAUGAGCUGGACCGAGAGGAGUUCUAUCGACUGAAGAAGGUUGCUAAUAAGAAGCAACGGGACAACGCCGCUGCAGAUGAGGAGAUGAAGGCUAAGCGGGAAGCACAAGCAGCCCAGGGCAAGGCGGCGGCACAGCAAGACGAGGACAAUGCCCCGGCUGAUAUGUUGGCUGCGGACGAGGACGACGAUGUCAUCUUCUGA
Messenger RNA from Thyridium curvatum, 783 nucleotides. RefSeq lists its product as uncharacterized. The transcript is spliced from 8 exons. NCBI's taxonomy places the organism in Eukaryota, Fungi, Ascomycota, Sordariomycetes, Thyridiales, Thyridiaceae. Gene Ontology annotation, biological process: vacuolar acidification. Gene Ontology annotation, cellular component: vacuolar proton-transporting V-type ATPase complex; fungal-type vacuole membrane. The record is from RefSeq and is a predicted model, not a curated record. Gene Ontology annotation, molecular function: proton-transporting ATPase activity, rotational mechanism. The coding region runs from base 1 to 783 and encodes 260 amino acids.